CGCGUGCCCGUGCUCACGUGGUACAACCGGGCGUCGGGCGCGCCGAUCUGCCGGAGUAGCCAGCCCCACGCGGGCUUGACGGACAAGGUCAUGGCCGAGGACGAGGCGAGCCUGAUGCAUCUCCGGGCGGCGACGUCGCGGACGAACGCCGGGCGCCUCUUGGCCGACUCCUUCGACGACGACGGCCGCGGCGCGCCCGCCACGCCGGGCAAGGACGACGGCGACAGCGACGACGACUCCGCGACGCUCGAGUUCCUGGACAUCGCGAACAUCCACGGCAUGCAGGAGUCGUUCCGCGUGCUGCGCGAGGCGCUGGGGGCGCCCGACGAGGGCGACGGCGUCUACCGCGCGGUCCACGACUCGCGCUGGCUCAAUCACGUGUCCCUCCUGCUCCGAGGCGCCGUCGCGGUCGCGGACCACUCCGCGGGCGGCGACCCGGUCCUCGUGCACUGCUCCGACGGCUGGGACCGGACGGCGCAGGUCUGCGGGCUCGCCCAGUUCCUGCUGGAUCCGUAUUGUCGGACCAUCGACGGCUUCGGGGUGCUGGUGGAGAAGGACUGGUGCGCGUUCGGCCACAUGUUCCGGGAGCGGGGGGGGUUCGGUAGCGAUCCCCAACAGGAGACGGGCCCCAUCUUCCUCCAGUUUUUGGACGCCGUGUCCCAGAUCAUGUGGCAGUGCCCGACGGCCUGCGAGUUCACGGAGGAGUUCCUGGAAGUGUUGGCGGACGCGGAGCGGAGCCGGUGGUUCGCGAACUUCCUCCGCGACUCGGACCGCGACCGCGCGCGGGAGAACUCCGGGUCGCCGCGGGGCCCCGGCCGCACGCCCCGGGGCGCGGCGCGGCCGCGGCCGGAGGAAAACGACGAGGCCGUGUCCAUCUGGCGCGUCUUCGCCUUCCAAAGGGACCGGUUCUCCAACGCGCUCUACGACCGCGACGGCGCGACGGCGCUGCGGCCCAACGCGUCGCUCCAGGCGCUGCGCCUCCGGCCGAGCUACCUCCACGCCGAGGACGUGUCGCCGGAGGUCGCCGCGCUCCGGGCGAGGAUCCGCGCGCUCGAGGCGGAACGGGCGGGCGACGACGACGGCUUCCACGACUCGGACGCGGGCUUCCACGACGCGCGCGCGCCCCGGAGCCCCCAGCUCGAAUAA
Molecule: messenger RNA, 1146 nt
Organism: Aureococcus anophagefferens
Lineage: Eukaryota; Pelagophyceae; Pelagomonadales; Pelagomonadaceae
Exons: 2
Biological process (GO): dephosphorylation
Molecular function (GO): phosphatase activity
Source: RefSeq, a predicted model, not a curated record